This is a messenger RNA of Zeugodacus cucurbitae (melon fly), 2631 nucleotides long. Its product is annotated as neuronal acetylcholine receptor subunit alpha-7-like. Gene Ontology annotation, molecular function: extracellular ligand-gated monoatomic ion channel activity. Lineage: Eukaryota; Metazoa; Arthropoda; Insecta; Diptera; Tephritidae. Bases 1828 to 2142 code for a protein of 104 amino acids. The record is from RefSeq and is a predicted model, not a curated record. Gene Ontology annotation, cellular component: membrane. The transcript has 7 exons. Gene Ontology annotation, biological process: monoatomic ion transport.
GGCUUGAACGAGACGGUUUGCUACUUCUCGGCAGCAACGAGCAAAGUGGACAUAGAAGCAGAUAUUAAAGCAUUAAAGCAGAGCCAAGUGAAGGCAGAGAAAAUCUCACCAAAUACAAAUUUGUGCUGUCAAGUGUUGCGCGGUUGAGAGGCGUUGCAGUGGCCCGUGCCCAAGUGUGAAGUGUGUUCAAACUUAAAUUCCCGUUCUUUCGAUAUUGAAAAUCAGUGGGAAUUGAGUGAGAUGUGAUUUGGAGGCUUCUUCGCCAGACUACGUCAAUAGUGCUGUUGGGCGAUGAGCAAGUGGUGGCUAAGUGGAAAUAAGCGAUAAGUGGUCGAGUUAAAAGGGCAAGGCGAAAUAGCGCCAUUGCAAGGAUAAGUGAAAAUCGUAAUCAAAGCUCAAGUUUACCGCUCAGUGUUCAGAGCAAGCGACGUAUGUGUAUCUGUGUUAGUCCCCUUAAUAAUCUGGUAUCGUCUAGAGAAUAAAUUCCAAACCGCGGAGGCGCAUAAAUUUUAAUUAAACACCCAAGCGCGUCCCUUAACAGCCAUUCGAGCUUUCCGCGCCUCAGCUCACGGUUUCCGUCAUCCAAUCAGCGUCAGCAUCAGCAAUAUCCGUUGUGAUAGUGAAAAACAGAACGAAGAUCCGGAACGUGCAACUGGGGAAACAGUGAAAUCAGAGUCACCAUAAAUUUCGAAAAAUUUCCUAUGAAUUCUCUCUGUGUUGAGUGCUUCCUAUGAAUUCUAUGGUAUGAGUAGAACAGCAUAAUAAUUCAUUAGUGCUUUAAAUAAGAAAAGGAAACAUGUCAAAAAUUCAAAAGCUCACGUUUAAGUGUGUGAGUAUCUCGCAUGUGUAAAUUUAAGAAUUUCGAGUAAAAUUAAGAAAAAAAUCCAAAUAGUUUAAUUAAAGCAACGAAUGCCGCUUGCAAUUGGAACAUUUUUAAGCUAGACAAAAUGUGCAAUUGCCACGGCGAGUCUCCACGAGUUCAGCACCAAAGUGCCGAGCGGCCUUUUGCAUCCAGCGAAGCGUGUUGCUGUCGGUCGCGCAGCUGCGCCCGUGAAUAACGUACGGCGGGAUCCCUCGCUCACACACAAUCACUACACCGCCACAAAUACAACAAAAACAACAACAGAGAACAAGAAAUGUGCUCUUUGCUCUCAGGAAGUAAGUGAGUUGCAAACCUUUAAAAACGGAUGAGGAAGUGAGAGGUGCUUGUCGGCGGAGCAACAGUUAAACCACAACACAACGCGCCUAAAAGCCGGCAACACUACAAAGUUUAUUGGCACGAAAAAUCAAAACGACAGAAAAACCACAAACACCGUUAGGCGAGGUAAAUGCCAAGGAAAAGUGAGCUUAAGAGUGCGGAACCAAAGUGGUGAGCAAUCAAAACACCAGAAAAAGUAGCAAAAAGACAGGAGAAGAGUGUAAAGGACCGUAUGCGAACGGCGAGCAAUUGAGAAAAAACAGACGAAAACACUCGAACCGGCGUUUAAGUGCAAUAGCGAUAGAAAGAGCAACAACAAACAAAUAGACGGCAACAAAACUGCAACAGAGCAAUUGCAACAUCAAUAACGCAAUCAACAACAGCAACAACGUAGCGUCGAAACUCUAACUUACAGACUGCUUUCACCCACACUUUCAAACGCCAACGAACGGAGCCACAACAAAAAGAACAAGAAGAGUGUUGAAAAAAUAUAUGUUGUUGUCUGAGGACUUCAAGAUUACUCAAAAGUGGCAAUUAAACAAUCUAACAAUUUAACAAACACUACCCUAUAAAUAACUGUACAUACAGUCAACACAAGAAACAAUUCAAAAUUCAGUUAAACUGUACAAAUGAAUUUGAUUGUGGCCACAAUGAAUUUCCUGAAAGCAAGCAGUCAUCAAACGGCGACCAUCACUCACACCGCUCUCGGCUGGUUGCUGCUGGGUCUUGGAUUGAUCAUUUCAUUGCCUGUUUGCACAGCUGGCCCGCAUGAGAAACGCCUUCUACACGCCCUGCUCGACAACUACAACAGUCUGGAGCGACCCGUCGUAAACGAAUCCGAUCCACUGCAGCUGAGCUUCGGGCUGACGCUAAUGCAAAUCAUCGAUGUGGACGAGAAGAAUCAAUUGCUAAUAACAAAUAUUUGGCUCAAAUUGGCACGAUGAGGGUUUCGACGGCACCUGCGCCACCAAUAUUGUGGUUUGGAAUAACGGCUCGUGUCUGUUGUGCCGCCUGGAAUAUUUAAGUCCACCUGCAAAAUUGACAUCAUGUGGUUUCCAUUCGACGAUCAGCGUUGUCAAAUGAAAUUCGGCUCCUGGACAUACCAUGGCUUACAGCCAGACAACCGAGCUGAACAAUCUCUAUUGGAGGCCAACUACUUCUCUGAUCAGCUAUUAUUCACCUAAUAAGCAAUAAAGAGACUCUGAAUUAAUUGCAGAAAACAGUUUAAAUUCACAUCUGUUUGGGUCAGACUACCAUAGAGAUAUGGCGACCAAGCACUAAGGCAGAGAUUCACACAACGAGGUGUGCCCCAUGGGAAGACAAAAUUCAGGAAUUUGCAGUUACCGACAGGUCUUUAAUAAAGGAUUAGGUCGCACUGGUAAUUGGGUGUUUGCGGAUAAGAUUUAGCAUUUUGCUCUGAGAAUCUUAAUACC